Molecule: messenger RNA, 606 nt
Organism: Capsicum annuum
Lineage: Eukaryota; Viridiplantae; Streptophyta; Magnoliopsida; Solanales; Solanaceae
Exons: 3
Coding region: 1-606 (201 amino acids)
Source: RefSeq, a predicted model, not a curated record
AUGGUAGUAGGAGAACGACCAAGGACAUUUUCGUCCAUUAACAAAAAGUUCAACUUAAAGGAAUUAUUGUGUUUCAAAUCAGAAAUGGAGAAUGUUAAUGUUGAAAAAGAUUCUGCUAAUCAAGAAGGACAAUCUGAUAAGCUUUCUCGUUUUCAAGAAAGGAAGCGACAAAGAUUAGAAUAUAGAUAUGGAUGCUUGGCUCGUAUAAAAUUUCAAAUAUCAAAUGACAUGUGGGAAGUAUGUAAAUUUAAUGAUGUGCAUAGUCGUUCAAUGAUAGAAGACAAUUUAAGACAUUUCAUACAACCUGGUCGAAAGCUUACAAGUGCUACCAAAAAUAUUCUUGGUUCUAUGAUCGAGACUGGUAUUCGCACUAAAAAAGUUGUUCUAUAUCUUCAAAAUGAAGCAGGUGGAAUUGAAAAUACAGAAUUUAUUGAGCAAGAUGCUCAUAACUUCAUACAAGCACAUGAGAGAAAUAUGAUUAGUGGUGGAGAUGCUCAAACUUUGAUAAAUCAUUUUAUGCAUUUGCAAUCGGAGGACUCAAAUUUCUUUUAUUCUUUUCAAGUUGAUGAAGAUGGCAGAUUGUGCAACUUUUUUUUGGAGAGAUAG